AUGAGUCAAUCACUGUCUGUGCCUCCGUAUUUUGACGGAAGCAACUAUGCCUACUGGAAGGUUAGGAUGCGUACUUUUCUCAAGUCCUUAGAUGAACGUGUUUGGGUGAGUGUACAAAAUGGUUGGAAACCUCCUUCCACAACUGUGUCAGGUGUUGUCAAUCUAACUGAUAUUUCACUUUGGACAAUGGAAGAAUUAGCUGAUUGCAAUUGGAAUAGCAAAGGACUUCAUGCCUUGUUUAUGGCCAUGUCUCCCGAAGAAUUUAGAAGGGUGUCAAUGUGUGAGACUACUAAAGAAGUAUGGGACAUUCUAGAGACUAUGCAUGAGGGAACUAAAAUCCUGAAAAAUUCAAAAUUACAAAUGCUAACCUCGAGGUUUGAAGAAAUCAGGAUGAAGGAUGAUGAAUCGUUUGAUGAGUUUUAUGCAAAAUUGAAUGACAUUGUAAAUUCUAGUUUCAAUCUAGGUGAGAAGAUUCCCGAGUCAAAAAUUGUGAGAAAGAAAAACAAGUCCAUAGCGCUGAACACAGUUGGAAAAGAAGAGUCUGAGUCGUCUGACAUAGAAACCCUUAAAGAUGAGAAAAUAGCUUACUUCCUAAAGAAGUUCCAGAAAGCUUUAAAGGACAAGAGAUGGUCCCAAGACAAAAAUAGAGGAGUCCCUAGUAAAUUCCAAAAAGAGAAAAGUGAUAAACCAAUUGCUAGGAAGUCUAGUAAGAAAUCUCAAGUUGUUAGGUGCCAUGAGUGUCAGGGAUUUGGGCACUAUAGAAAUGAAUGUCCCAACUUUAAGAAAAAUCUAAAAAAGGGAAGGAGCAAAGCAUUAGCUGUGUCAUUGACUGAUGAUGAAUCAAACUCAAGUGAUCAAAGGUAUACCUCCAGUAGUGAAGAUGAAAAAGGUUAUAUGGCUUUUGUAUCUACAGUUAAGAGUGAGUCAGAUAAGGAUGGUGAGAAGGUUGAGGAGGAUGUAGAGAGUGAGAAGUCUAGUGACGAGACUGAGGAUGAGACGGAUAUACAUGAGGCUUAUCAACUUCUGUUUAAAGAGAGUCUCAAGAUUAAAAAGGUAAAUAAGGCCCUAUUUAAGAAGGUAGACGAGCUUGAGAGAGAGAAAGAGAGACUCACUAAUGAUCUUCAUGUCUCAUCUAAAAACCUUAGUGAGUUGAAGUGUGUCAAUGAAAAGCUAGAGGACAGGGUUAAGACACUAACUUGUGAGUUAGAGAAAUCUAAUAUUCAACUGCAGUCUUUUAUGAGUGGGACUAAGAAACUAGAUGACCCGUUAGGAAUGAACAAACCCACUGGGAAUAGUAUUUCAAUCAAUCAUGAAUCCAAAAGUAAGAGUGUCACUGAACUGAAUGCAACUAGAGCCCGUAAGAUUUCCACACCAAAAUUUCAGCACCAACCAUCACAUGCAUUUGAGCCUAGGUUCAUACCCAUUUGUCAUCACUGUGGUGCUUUAGGACACACGGGACCUAGGUGUCAUAAGCUAGCAAAUAGAAAUAGAAGUCAGGAUAUCCCUAGUCAAGUAAACUUCCUUUCAAAUCAGGUUAGUCACUUAACUAAGAUGGUGACAAAAUUGACUAGGAUCACCUUGACCUCUAGAAAAGUUUGGGUCAAGAAAUCUGAUGUGGGUAGGUAUGGUGAGAAUUCAAAUUGUUCUGUAGCUCAUGUUGCAUAUAAGGCUCAAAAUACAUGUAUGUGGUAUCUUGAUAGUGCUUGUUCUAGACACAUGUGCGGUAAUAAGGCCUUAUUCUCUACCUUUGAUGACUACAACAGUGGUGUAGUUACCUUUGGAGACAGGGGUACGGCACCUAUCCAUGGUAAAGGCACCAUCAACAUAUCUGGACUUCCUACUAUAUCUAAUGUGCUUUAUGUAGAGGGUCUUAAGUCCAAUCUGUUGAGCAUUAGUCAAAUUUGUGAUGCUGACUAUGAAGUGAGUUUUAAAUGUUGUGUGCAAGCCGUGUCGACAAGGAAAACAACUUAG
This is a messenger RNA of Olea europaea var. sylvestris, 1971 nucleotides long. RefSeq lists its product as uncharacterized. The transcript is spliced from 3 exons. NCBI's taxonomy places the organism in Eukaryota, Viridiplantae, Streptophyta, Magnoliopsida, Lamiales, Oleaceae. Gene Ontology annotation, molecular function: nucleic acid binding; zinc ion binding. The record is from RefSeq and is a predicted model, not a curated record. Bases 1 to 1971 code for a protein of 656 amino acids.